Molecule: messenger RNA, 604 nt
Organism: Lathyrus oleraceus (garden pea)
Lineage: Eukaryota; Viridiplantae; Streptophyta; Magnoliopsida; Fabales; Fabaceae
Exons: 3
Coding region: 1-342 (113 amino acids)
Source: RefSeq, a predicted model, not a curated record
AUGAACUCUUCUUUGAAUGGUAGGAUUCCAGACCGCACUUUAGGCCGGAGCGCAUCUUCAUCUGCAGCUGAGCCAGCUGGAUAUCCGGGAGGGUCGUACGAUACGUCUCUUUUGGUGAAGUACGAGCAUCAUGUUGCUCGGCAUUUAUGGUUUGGUGAGGAAAAAGGUCCAAAGAAAGAGUUGAAGGUUGCUGGACAUGGACUGAAGCUGACAUCUAGGGUUCCAUUGGCUCUUCCACCACAGAUGGAGAGUUGGGUAUCUAGAUCUGGUUUAUCUUCACUUCAGAGAACUAGUCUGAACAAGAUAGACACAAAUCUUGUCUCUGCAUUUGUGGAAAGAUGACAUCUAGAGACAUCUUCAUUUCACAUGCCGUUUGGUGAAAUGAGCAUUACUUUGGAUGAUGUCUCAUGUCUGCUUCACUUGCCCAUCAGGGGUAUCUUCUGGAGUCCUCAGGAUGUCACGGAAGAGGUAGUUGUUGAACUUGUUGUUGACUACUUAGGAGUGUCACAGGGUGAGGCACAAUCACAUGUUCAUAGCUGCAGGGGUUCGUAUUAUAAGUUGGAGUGGUUAUACGAUUUAUUCGUACAGCAUAGAGCUGCUUCCA